Molecule: messenger RNA, 741 nt
Organism: Parathielavia appendiculata
Lineage: Eukaryota; Fungi; Ascomycota; Sordariomycetes; Sordariales; Chaetomiaceae
Product: carbohydrate-binding module family 1 protein
Exons: 7
Coding region: 36-641 (201 amino acids)
Biological process (GO): carbohydrate metabolic process
Cellular component (GO): extracellular region
Molecular function (GO): cellulose binding
Source: RefSeq, a predicted model, not a curated record
CUCCUGUCUAUCACCAGGGCCCGGUUUCCAUCUACAUGUCCAAGGCUCCCGGCAAGGCCUCAGACUACGACGGCAGCGGCAGCUGGUUCAAGAUCAAGGACUGGGGCCCAGACUUCAGCUCAGGCCAGGCCACCUGGACACUCUCCGGCUCCUACACCGCCCAAAUCCCGACAUGCAUUCCCUCGGGUGACUACCUGAUCCGCAUCCAGUCUUUGGGCAUCCACAACCCCUGGCCCGCGGGCAUCCCCCAAUUCUACAUCUCCUGCGCCCAGGUGACCGUCACGAACGGCGGCAGCGGCAACCCGGGCCCGACCGUCUCCAUUCCGGGUGCGUUCAAGGAGAGCGAUCCGGGCUACACCGCCAACAUCUACUCCAACUUCCGCAACUACACCGUCCCCGGCCCGGCCGUCUUCUCCUGCAACGGCGGCGGCCCAAACCCCGCUACCACCACCACGCCCCCCGCCACGACGCUGGUCACGUCCACCCGGACGUCGGACGCACCGGCCACGACGUCGUCUGCGCCGUCGUGCACCGUUGCCAAGUAUGGCCAGUGCGGUGGGUUCAACUGGAAGGGGUGCACGACAUGCGCCGCCGGCUCGACCUGCGUCGUCGCGAACCAAUACUUCUCGCAGUGCAUCUGAAGAAGCAUCAAGCGAAAAAAGAAGAAUCAAGCGGGCAGGGGCUGGUUGGGAACCUGGAAGUUAGGAGGAGACGGCGAGGGCAGUUGGAAGGACUGACUGA